This is a messenger RNA of Scatophagus argus, 2025 nucleotides long. Its product is annotated as cytochrome P450 2F2-like. The transcript is spliced from 11 exons. Lineage: Eukaryota; Metazoa; Chordata; Actinopteri; Scatophagidae. Gene Ontology annotation, biological process: xenobiotic metabolic process. Bases 77 to 1546 code for a protein of 489 amino acids. The record is from RefSeq and is a predicted model, not a curated record. Gene Ontology annotation, molecular function: heme binding; oxidoreductase activity, acting on paired donors, with incorporation or reduction of molecular oxygen, reduced flavin or flavoprotein as one donor, and incorporation of one atom of oxygen; iron ion binding. Gene Ontology annotation, cellular component: cytoplasm; intracellular membrane-bounded organelle.
AGGAUUAAGAGCUGAGCUACAUUUGUAAAGCACGUCAGUCAGCUUGCCUCUUCAGUCCAGUCCAGUCAAUUCCACCAUGCUUGCUUCACUAAUCCUGCUAUGGCUUUGUGUUUUCAUCAUCAUCUUUCUGCUCAAAUCCCAGAGGCCGAAGAACUUCCCACCGGGACCCCUUGUUCUGCCGAUAGUGGGGAACAUUUUGCACCUGAGUCUAGACAACCCCUUGAAGGACUUUGAGAGGCUGAGGAAAUCUUAUGGAAAUGUCUACAGUCUGUACAUGGGUUCCAGACCAGUUGUGGUCAUCAGUGGAGUGAAGGCCAUGAAGGAGGCUUUAAUAACCAAGGGGACUGAGUUUGCUGGACGACCCCAAGACCUGUUUGUCAAUGUUGCUACCGAGAAUAAAGGAGUGAUACUGACAGAUUAUGGUCCUAGUUGGAAGGAGCAUCGUCGCUUUGCUCUGAUGACCUUGAGGAACUUUGGUCUGGGCAAGAAUUCUAUGGAGGAGAGGAUUCAUGGAGAGACACAAUACAUCAUUCGGACACUGGAAAAGAGCAUUGGCAAAACCAUGAGUCCUCAAGUCAUGUUUCAUAACGCUGCCUCCAACAUCAUCUGCCAGGUUCUGUUUGGUACACGCUACGAGUAUGAGGACGAGUUCAUCAAAACGAUUAUUCAGUGCUUCACUGAAAAUGCCAAGAUAGCCAAUGGACCAUGGGCCAUGCUGUAUGACUCCUUUCCCAUGAUCCGUAGGCUGCCACUGCCCUUCAACAAAGCCUUUAAAAAUAUUGAGAUUUGUCAGAAUCUUGCAAAACGCUUGUUGGCCGAGCACAAGGAGACCAGAGUCCCAGGGGAGCCCCGAGACUUUGUUGACUGCUAUAUGGAUGAACUGGACAAGAGAGGCAAUGAUGGCUCUUCAUUUUCAGAAGACCGACUGAGCAUGUAUGCUUUAGAUAUUCACUUCGCUGGGACUGACACUACCUCCAACACUCUGCUUACUGGUUUUCUCUACCUUAUGACCCACCCACACAUACAAGAGCGUUGUCAACGGGAGAUAGACAACGUGUUGAAAGGGAAGGAUCUGGCCACUUUUGAAGACAGACACCAGAUGCCUUAUACACAGGCUGUGAUCCAUGAAAUUCAGAGGAUAGCCAACACUGUCCCACUGAGCGUCUUCCACUGCACCACAACUGACACGGAGCUCAUGGGAUAUUCCAUUCCCAAAGGUACAAUGAUCAUCCCUAACCUGACCUCUGUGCUGAAUGAGGAGGGGCAAUGGAAAUUUCCUCAUGAAUUCAACCCUGAAAAUUUCCUUGAUGACAAGGGAGAGUUUGUGAAACCAGAAUCCCUCAUGCCUUUCUCUGCAGGUCCUCGUAUGUGUCUUGGAGAGGGUCUGGCACGUAUGGAGCUCUUUCUCAUCAUUGUGACUCUGCUGAGGAAGUUUAAGUUCAUCUGGCCUGAGGAUGCAGGAGAGCCAGACUACACACCAGUCUACGGAGUAACUCUGACUCCCAAACCUUAUCACAUGAAGGUCGAACUCAGAGCAACGCAGUAAAGCAGUCUGCAGACACACAGCGGAAGCAUAUGAGGUUAAGUCCUGGGAAUAAAUACAAUGAAAACAAUAGAGCUUUUUGUACUACUGGUAAAUUCAGUAAAAAGAGUCAAAAAAGUGAAAUGUACCAAAAUAUAGGUAAGCAGAACAGAGUGUUCAGUGAUGUUUUGACUUAUUAGGCCUCCAAACUGAUCCAACUGGCCUGCUCAGUAGUCCAACCAUCAUCAAUAUUUAUAUGGUUCCACUAGCCUUAUCAUCCAUCCAUCUAGCCAUCCAUUGUCUAUACCACUUUAUCCAUCAUACCUGACACGGUUAAUAACAACUACCAUCAUCAGCUAACCACAUACUGAAAAGUCUCCUACAAGUUACCUGUCAGUUUGUAUAACUUCAUUUUUGCUCAUCUUAGUUUUGUUUGUAAAAGAUAAAAUGUACUGGACCAGAAGUGAAAUGCAAUAAAGUCAAAUUUUUAGCCUUUUAACACA